Molecule: messenger RNA, 804 nt
Organism: Trichoderma harzianum CBS 226.95
Lineage: Eukaryota; Fungi; Ascomycota; Sordariomycetes; Hypocreales; Hypocreaceae
Exons: 1
Coding region: 1-804 (267 amino acids)
Biological process (GO): intracellular manganese ion homeostasis
Cellular component (GO): fungal-type vacuole membrane
Molecular function (GO): manganese ion transmembrane transporter activity; iron ion transmembrane transporter activity
Source: RefSeq, a predicted model, not a curated record
AUGACGAAAUCAAGAAGUCCCCUCCUCAUCCGAUUCCUCUCAGACUUCACACUCGGCUUUUCAGAUGGCCUAACUGUGCCCUUUGCCCUCACCGCGGGCCUCAGUUCUCUCGGUCGAACAGACACCGUCAUUUACGCAGGUCUGGCGGAACUCUGUGCGGGAAGCAUUAGCAUGGGCAUUGGCGGCUAUCUCUCCGCCAAAGACGAGUUGCCUUCUACCACGGCAGAGAAACGGGAUGGCGAUGAGGAGGAGCUCAAGGGCAUGCUUCGCUAUGAAGGCGAGAGGGAGAGCAUUGACGAGAAGAACAAGGAGGCACAAGAGAUGCUUGUAAGACGGCAUCUGGAACCCCUCGCUCUACCUGGUUGGAUGGUCACGGACAUUGUGUCGACUCUCAAAGAUCGUCCCGAGGGCUUGUACGACGUCGUCCGCCAACUGAAUUCCUCGCGAGUCGUGUUCUCAGUCGAAGAGACGCCGGGUGGCGCUGAUCAGCUGCCCGUCUGGCCGCUCGCCUCGGGCCUAUCCAUCUCUCUAGGCUACGUUAUCGGCGGCACCAUUCCUCUGCUGCCGUACUUUUUCGCUUCGACUGUCGGUCUUGGUCUCCGGUGGAGCAUUGCCUUGUGUCUGGUGGCGUUAAUGUCUUUUGGUGCGGGCAAGAGCUGGCUGCUGAGGGGAGGAGAUGCCUCGAGUAGUUGGAUGCGCUGCAUUUGGGAGGGUGUACAGAUGCUGAUCUUGGGAAGCUUGGCUGCCCUGGCAUCAGUAGUGUGUGUCACAUUGCUGGGAGCGACUGAGGAGAUGAAGAGAUGA